Branchiostoma floridae (Florida lancelet) is the source of this 2240-nucleotide messenger RNA. Its product is annotated as low-density lipoprotein receptor-related protein 4-like. The coding region runs from base 102 to 2240 and encodes 712 amino acids. The transcript is spliced from 14 exons. The record is from RefSeq and is a predicted model, not a curated record. NCBI's taxonomy places the organism in Eukaryota, Metazoa, Chordata, Leptocardii, Amphioxiformes, Branchiostomatidae.
AUGUCGCAACUUAAGGAGAUGUUUGCGUAGUGCACGGAGCAAGACCUAAGUCUUCUCACUUUCUUCUAUUGAGAGGACGUUUUCGACGGUUCUGAAAAAAAAUGAAGACGACGUUCGUCAUGUCUUUACUUGGGGUAAAACUCUUGUGUCUACUGAGUCUUUGUCAAGUUACAUCUGGGACCUCAGUGGAUUCCAUACUUCUUGCUGACCUCUUGAAUAAAGCAAUCUACAAGGUCAACCCAACAACAGGGUCAAACGAAACGCUUCCGUUUGGUCCUCUGUCCAAUCCCGUCGCAGUGGACUAUGACGCAACUUCCGGUUACGUCUACUGGACAGAUGUAGCUGAGCAUAGAAUCCAGAGAGCAUAUCUGAACGGAACAGGGAUGGAAGCCAUAGUCACUUCGAACGCCAUUACUGCAGACGGCUUAGCCCUUGACAUACCAGGAGGAAACGUCUAUUGGACGGAUACAGACCGCAAUGCCAUAUCAGUGGCAAGAAUGGACGGGAAACAUUUCAGAAACGUUCUUUCAACGCAGCUUGACCAACCGCGAGCAAUCGUCCUUGAUCCAGAAAAUGGGUACAUGUACUGGACAGACUGGGGAGCUCAGGCCAAGAUAGAGCGGGCGGCUAUGGACGGGACCGGAAGGGCUACACUGGUCAACGCCGAGCUAUUAUGGCCAAAUGGACUUACUUUGGAUAAAUCAGCCCAACGUCUGUACUGGUGUGACGGUAGAACCUACAAGAUUGAAAGCUCAGACUUAAACGGCUAUGAUAGGCGGCUGUUCUUUUAUCAACAUCCACUCCAUUUCUUCGGCAUAGCUGUGGACGACACACACUUGUACUGGACAGCGUGGAACGUUCGGAGUAUAAUCAGAUCUUCUAAGACGAACGGAGUUCAUGACUACAUUGGGUCGGGCUUUAGUCGUCCAGGCGGGAUCCAUCUCAUGAAAUCAGGACAGGAUCAAACAGUGUCUAACGCAUGCAGCAACCAGAACGGAGGAUGUCAACAUCUGUGCCUGGCCAGGCCUGGAGGGAGGACGUGUGCUUGUCAGAACGGCUGGAGACUCCAGGAUGAUGACGUCACGUGUCAACAAUUAGUUCUUGCGGAACCAAGUAUCGUCUGGAUACGCCGUGACCAAGUUACGAACAUAAACAUUGUGGAAAUGUUGCCCGGUAACAGCACAACUAUUCGGGAUGGCAUAGGAUCUACCCUAACAACAAAACAUAUUUUCAGUGUCAAUCCACCGUCUGCCUUGACUGCGUUGGAUUUCGAUGUCCGGAACCAACAGAUGUUUUGGGCCAACGCUGGUCUGAAAGCUAUUCAUAAGGUCGACUUCUUGAACGACGCAUCAGCAACAACAAUCUUGAGAGGGACGUCAUCUGCAAUCCAAGGCCUGGCUGUUGAUUGGCUGAACCAGAACCUGUACUACACCGACGCGUACUACAACUGGAUCGGGCUCUUCAACACCAACUCCUCCCAUCGUCACGUGGUCGUGCAAACGGGUUUGGAUAGGCCACAGGGCAUCGCUGUACAUCCAAGUAGAGGGCAGAUGUUCUGGAGUGACUGGGGUCUUGAACCAAAGAUCGAGCGAGCGACGCUGUCCGGUCAGGCCAGGACGGUACUGGUCAGCAACAACAUCCAACGUCCUCAUGGGAUGGUCAUCGACUAUGUCAGAAACAGGCUGUACUGGGCCGACAGCGGAGUUGACAUCAUUGGUUCCCUAGACCUGGAUAGCGGAACCCAGAGUGUUUACCGCUACUCCCCGGGCACAAGUUUCUUCGACAUUGCGUUUGAUGGGAUCGGCAUUUUGGCUACAGAUCAGAGCGGAAACGAGCUGCAUGUGAUAGUUGAGGGAGAGGAUGUCAUCGAGGCGCAGCUCCCUGCCGAGCCACACGGUGUAGGAUUCUAUCACGAGAGCAGGCAACAGUGGCAACAAAGUCCUACACGAGGGAACUCCCCUCGCAAAGGCCGACACAAGGGGCACGCUGUCUCCAGUUCCAGCACGAGGGGACUCCCCUCGCAAGUCCUACAUACUAGGGGCACGCUGGCUGUCUUCAGGUACUACACGAGGGAACUCCCCUCGCCAAGGCCGACACAAGGGGCACUCUGUCUCCACGAGAGGGCAAGUCCGACACCACAGUGGUGUUCCUCCAUCAAGUCCGACACCAGAGGAAGUUCAAGUCCGGCACUUUGGAGUUUCUCACCCGACCUGACACAUGGGGACACGGGCCCGUCCUGA